Messenger RNA from Psylliodes chrysocephalus, 3270 nucleotides. Lineage: Eukaryota; Metazoa; Arthropoda; Insecta; Coleoptera; Chrysomelidae. The record is from the annotation of a GenBank genome assembly.
AUGGCAAGAGUUGCUGAAGUUCACCAAGGAGAUGAUAAAAAAGUCCGUGUCGUGACCCUAACAAAAGCAGGAGGUAACAAGCUAAAACGAUCAAUACACACUCUAAUUCCGUUACCUACUGAUGCUGAAUCUCACAAACCUAUAAAAAUGUCUCCUGAUGCGACUGUAAACAGUCAUUUAGCGAAAGUCUACGUGCAUCGUACACAGCCUGAGAAAAGACCACAAAGCUUCACCACCUACUCAUGCCUUAAACUACUAUUCCUAAUAGCUCUCAUAUUCCCAGUUCCCCAAAUUCAAGCCACCUACAGCAUUCAAUAUCCCAAACCAGAACAAAAAAAACAGUUGCAAAAAUUUAAUGCAAGCUUAACCACAAACGUUGAACGUUUCAAAAGAGGUAUUCUUGGAAAACUGCUAACAUCUGUAUUUGGCGUCAAUGACGAAGUGUAUCAAGAUAUUGAAGCACUGCAACAACAUCAAGAAGAACUCAUCAUAAAAACAACUAGCCAUCAAAAUAUUCAGUUCAAUAGAGGAACUCUGUACGAUCUGAUGUCGCCUGCUCACGUAAGAGAAAUCAUUGCGUCAGCUAACCAAAAGCUGCCAGCAAAUUUAAGAAUACGCUCCUCUCCAACGAUAAACAUAGCACUAGAAAACAUCGAUAAAGAAAUCCAGAUCUUCAGUUCCUUUGUGAUACUAGACAUCUCCAACUAUGAGCUGAUCAGAGUCACACCUACACCAUUCUAUCUGGCAAACGGCUCCUACUACCUACUAGAUAUAUCAAGAAAUCUUAUUGCCAUCGACUAUAAUAAUAAUUUGUAUUUCGAACUCAGCGAAGAAGAAAUUAACCACUGCAUUCCAGUUCCAAAUCAUCAGUAUAUAUGUUCACCUUCUGCCGUAAGAAAUAUUGAGACCAGUCCUAAUUGUGUUAUCGAUGAAAUUUAUGAGAGACCAGGACGCAACUACUGUCACGUAAGGCAAUUUUCAACAUCUUCAAUUGUAUGGCAACAGCUACACAUGCCCAACACAUGGCUGUUUCUCACGGACAAACCUACUAAGAUAGCUGUAACAUGCAGUGGUAUUAGAGAAGACGUGUUAUUGAACAUUACAGGCUUUAUAAAACUGUUAGAAGACUGUGUCAUUAAGACAAACCAAAACAUCCUGCAACCAAAGCGUGGGUCACAUAUCACGAAUAUGGAACUCGCUCAGUUAUGGAUAGAUAACAAGAAAGAUCGUUGUAAUGAUAUAAUUUUGAAUAAAUUACGUACUGAGUUAAACUUAAAAGAUUGUUGCGAAUCUGACCAUAAAAGCCUUAUUGAAAUUACGAGGCUGGAGCGAAAAGUUCAUGUACCUAAUUUGGUUGAUGCUACCCAACUUCAGCCAGGAUCGAGCAAACAAGCACGUGGGAGACCUUACAAACCAUUUGAAGAAGUUACUACUAGGGUUAAAAAAAGCCGUGUUUCAGAUUUGGUGGCAAAUCGAACGGCUGAGGAAUUGCGGUUUGCAGCAGAUUUGGCGAGUGGAAAAUCAAGCGGAUCCGAACAAGAAAACAAAAAAUGUCUGACACCUCAUCAGGCUUUAGCCUUAUGUCUCGAUUUGGACUUAUCUGAUAGAAAUUUGAAAAUUGCAAGAAAAUCAUUUUUACCAACCAGUUUAAAGGUUACGGACACUUCAGCUGAGGUAGAAUUGCAGAAUUUACUUGACCUAACAGCGCAAAGCAUUUGCAAAAUAUUGGAUAUUUAUGGAACAAGAUUUAAGUUAAUAUAUAAGUGGGGUAUGGAUGGGAGCUCCGGCCAUAGCAUUUAUGAGCAGUUGUUCUCAAAUGACGAGGACACUGACGAAUUUAUGUUUCUGGUAGCCCUAGUUCCACUUAGAUUAAUCGAUGUGGACUCGAUUAAUAAGUGCUGGAUUAAUAAAAAACCGUCAUCGACACUAUUCUGCAGGCCUGUGAAAUUUGUUUUCGCAAAAGAGAACCGAGACCUUGUUCGAAACGAGGAAGCGCAAAUGCAACAAAAAAUUGAUGGCUUGCAGCAGAGUAAAAUAAUAAUUAAGAACGGUAAAGAAAUAUCUGUCAAGCAUGACUUAAUUUUUACCAUGAUGGAUGGCAGUGUAGCUAAUACUCUGUCUAACAUUAAUGCUACUUCCAAAUGUAUUAUUUGUGGAGCAACUCCCAGUCAAAUGAAUGUCGGAAACGUUGUGAACAGGCCUCCGAAUAUAUCCAAUUACCGUUUUGGAUUAUCUUCUCUUCACUGCUGGAUACGGUUUUUUGAAUGUUUCUUGCAUAUAUCGUACAAACUCCCAAUAAAAUGUUGGCAAGCUCGUGGAGAUGAAAAUAAGCGAAUUGUGGAAAAAAACAAAAAACGGAUCCAGGCAGAGUUUAAGUCUAAAAUGGGACUUAUAGUAGAUAAGCCUAAGCCCGGCUAUGGAUCUUCCAAUGAUGGAAAUACUGCUAGGCGUUUCUUUUUUAAUCCCCAACUUUCUUCGGAGAUCACUGGCAUUAAUAAGGAAUUAAUACAAAAAUGUUCGAUAAUACUUAGAGUAAUCGCAAGCGGCUGCGAAAUUGAUCUAGAACUGUUUGCAGUGUUACUUAAAAGUACCAGAGAAAUGUACUUACACUUAUACAAGUGGUAUAAUAUGCCUAGCGGCGUUCACAAAAUCCUUGUUCAUGGGUGCGAUAUAAUCGGUUCCUUUGAUUUACCAAUAGGGCAGUUAUCCGAGGAGGCCUUAGAAGCAAGGCAUAAGGAAGUCAGGAAGCACCGAUUGUCUCAUACCCGCAAAACUUCAAGAGAUUCUAAAAUAAUUGCUGGACGCCGAAUAUGUAGUGAGCAUUUCUCAAAAGACAAUAUAUCUGGAAGAAGACUGAAGAAAGAUGCUGAGCCUGACAUAUUUAAUGAUGAAGAGGGUUUUAAAGAAGACUGCGAAGAGAAAGGUAUUUCCAAAAAAGAUAUUCCAAAAUCCUGGCUAUACUCAGAUAUUUUUAACAGCGAGUUUAAUCUAUCGUUUAGUCAGCCCUCCAACGACACUUGCGAUCUUUGCGAUGAAUUUAUUGUUAAAUUAAAAGAUACAAGUUCCAUGCAACAACGCCAAAGCAUUCAAGAAGAGUAUGAUCGUCACCUACUAGAAGCAGAGAAAAGAUAUUCGGAAAAGAAAAAAGAUAAGGAAGAAUCACAAGGCAAGAUUAAUGUAAAAGUGAUAAUGGUUGACCUCCAAAAAUGUCUUCCUACGCCACUGCUGCAUAACGCUGAGCUUUUAUUCUCUGAAACUUUGGUCGUUUAA